This is a messenger RNA of Opisthocomus hoazin, 2529 nucleotides long. NCBI's taxonomy places the organism in Eukaryota, Metazoa, Chordata, Aves, Opisthocomiformes, Opisthocomidae. The record is from RefSeq and is a predicted model, not a curated record.
AUGAAAAUCAUUGGCAGAGGUGUUUCUUUCUUCAUUAUCUUCACCCUCACUGCUCUUUGGAAUGCAGGAGCUCAAGACUCUUGCUCACACCGAUGCGGGGAGCUGCUUGGUACCUGUUCUUGCCAGGUGACGUGCCAGUCCUUAGGGAUUUGCUGUCCCGAUUAUAAAGAAUUUUGUCUUCAAAUUUCUCCAUACUCAGGAUCUCUGAUGGGAGGCAAAGACUUUUUGAUUGAAAAUAUAGUUCUUAAUGCCUCUUCUGUGCUGACCUGCAGGUUCAAGCAGAAAAUCAAAACCAGUGGCUAUGUUGCUAAGGACGGAAAAGCUCACUGCAUCUCCCCGUUGCUGUUUGAGACUGGUUUCAUUCCCUUCGAAGUUUCUACAGAUGACGGGCUGACGUUCCCGUACUCUGGCACUUGGUUAUCAGUACAUCACAGCAAAGUUUCAGAUAGAGAAAAAUGCACGUUGGUAAAUGAGACAAAAUGGCAAUACUAUGGCACCCCCAACACUGAUGGAAACUUAACUCUCACCUGGAUACACCAGGCACUUGCAGCAAGCCAUAUCAACAUAGAAGUCUGGGUAUACCAGGAAACAGGUGACAGUUACACGGAAAACUGGUGGGCCGAAUGGAAGUAUCUUUAUACUUUGGCAAAAGAAAUCCCCAAUACUGGGACAUUUUCUUUCAUUCCUGUACCUGCUGCAAGAAAUUACAGUAUGUGGGACUUCGGAGUUUUAAGAAUUACACCGAGCAGCUAUUCUGAUGGGCAGAGCAACAUUCCAUCGGUCUGGAGCUCAGUGCAUGCAUUGGCUUGGCACCUUGGGAAAGACUUCAGAAACGAUCCAAAUGCAUGGGCAACUGCAAAAUGUACAGAAUGGGCCAGAAAGGAGGAGAAGUUACCAAACUUCAUGGAAGAAAUUACAGAUUGCCCUUGCACCUUGGCACAGGCAAGAGCGGACACUGGCAGGUUCCAUACAGAUUAUGGCUGUGACAUUGAAAAGGGGAGUGUGUGUACUUAUCACCCUGGUGCUGUCCAUUGUGUAAGAGCUGUUCAAGCCAGUCCCCAGUAUGCGGCAGGACAGCAGUGUUGCUAUGACUCCACAGGGACCCAAAUCCUCACGCAUGACUCCACAGGAGGCAGCACACCUGAUCGAGGCCAUGACUGGGGUUCACCGCCUUUCAUGAAGCCUCCCCGUAUACCUGGCUUUUCCCAUUGGCUUUACGAUGUCAUCAGCUUCUAUUACUGCUGCCUGUGGUCUGAUAAUUGUCACUUCUAUAUGAAAAAGCGGCCCUCCAGUGACUGCAGGACAUAUCGCCCUCCUCGAGCUGCAGCUGCAUUUGGGGAUCCUCACUUCCUCACAUUUGAUGGUCUGAACUUCACCUUCAAAGGCCAAGGAGAGUACACGUUGGUAGAGUCUGAUCUCUCAUCCCUAAGAGUGCAAGGGAGGACACAGCAGGCGCACUUUCCCAAUGGAACUGAGGCUCAGGUGACAGGCUUGUCUGCAGUGGCUAUGCAGGAGAACAACUCUGAUGUGAUUGAGGUACGGUACUCGGAGGAUUUGAAUCUGGAGGGCGUGAAGGUCAUCAGCUUCUCUGAGCAAAAUUGGAUGGACCUGAAAGGUCUCUUCCUCCAUUCUACAGCUGACCAGAACAUCACAGUCAUGUUCUCUUCUGGGGCUGGAGUGGAAAUAAGGGGAAGCGGAGGAUUUCUGACACUGACAGUUCUGCUCCCAGAGAAGUUUAUGAAUCACACACAGGGUCUCUUUGGAGUAAUGAAUGGCAAUACAGAGGAUGAGUAUACUUUCAAGAAUAAAACCACCAUGUCAGUUCACGCAAGUCCCCAGCAGUUGUUUGAGUUCGGAGCUAACUGGGCUGUUGAAAAUGGAACUUCUCUUUUUACUUAUGACACACAGUUCUUACUGAACAGUUUCUUUUAUGGGGAAAAGCACAAUGCUUCCUUUUUGCCCGUGUUCUUUCCUCAUGAAGACCCUGAUGAUCCCCUGGUGAAAGAGAUGGUCUUGCUCUGUGACUCUGACGCGUUCUGCAGAUUUGAUGUCCUGACAACAAGAAGCCUUCAAGUGGGAAGUUCCACAAGACUAUCUCAUCAGAAUCACAAGCUGCUGGUAGAAAAUCUAGAGCCAGUGAUCUCUUGUGGCUGGCUGGAUCAUCCAACCAAUGGAAGAAAGAAUGGAACUAACUACCUACUGGGAUCAACCAUCAGUUUCAUCUGCAAUCAGGGCUAUGAACUCACUGGUUCAAAGGAAAGAAUUUGCCAGGUGACGGGGGCCUGGUCUGGAGAUACACCCAGUUGCAUCCUGACAACAGAUAUCAAACAAAUAAUUCUUCUUGGCUGUGUAUUUGGAAUAGUCGGUCUUGCAGUCCUGGCACGUCUAACUUUCUUGUGCAGAAAGGAGAGAACAGGUGUGCUCAUGAUAGCAAUAGGUAAAUUUGAUGUAUCGUCUAAGGAACGCAUUGCAGGACACUAUAACUUUCCACAUAUCUUUGAACAUAUUCCCACUUUUAGGCAUGCAUGA